UGCUUUGUGGGUGAGGAGGAGGAUUUUGUAUUGAAUGCGAUGUGGGAUGGGGAGCCAGUGAAGGUUUUGGAGGACGGGGGUGAUGUGUUGAUGGGAGCGUGUGUGGUUGAGGAGGCGGGCGGCUGAGUUCUGGAUAAGCUGAAGUUUAUUGAGGAGAGUGGAGGUGGUGCCAUAAAAGAGACUGUUGCAGUAAUCUAGACGAGAUGAAAAGAAUGCAUGUAUAAGGGUUUCAGCUGCAGGGUAGGAGAGGGAGGGGCGGAGGCGGGCGAUGUUUUUGAGGUGGAAGUAGGCUGUUUUAGUGAUUUGCUUUAUGUGGUGGGUGAAGGAGAGGUUGCUGUCGAAGAGAAUGCCAAGGUUGCGACAGUGGGAGGAGGGGGAGAGGGUGGAGUUGUCGAUGGAGAGAUGAAAGUUUGUGACUGUGGAGGUGAGGGAGUUUGGGCCAAUGAUGAUGAGAUCUGUUUUGUCAUAAUUGAGCUUGAGAAGAUUGCUGUCCAUCCAGUGUUUGAUAUCAGAGAGGCAGUUUGAGAGGGAGCAUUGGGUCUGGGGGGUGAUGGAGUUGGAAGAGAUAUAUAAUUGAAUGUCAUCAGCGUAGCAGUGGAAGUGGAGGUUGUGUUGACGGAGGAUGUGGCCAAGAGGGAGGAGGUAGAUGAUGAAGAGGAGGGGACCAAGCACCGAGCCCUGGGGGACACCUUGGGACACAGGGGCAGUUGUGGAGGAGCAGUUGUUAAUAUGGAUGAAGUGAUUCCGGUUUGUGAGAUAUGAAUGGAUCCAGUUGAGAGCGGUGUCUGUGAUAUUGAGGAGGGAGUGUAGGCGGGACAGAAGGAUGGCAUGGUCGAUGGUGUCGAAAGCAGCAGAGAGGUCGAGGAGGAUGAGGAUGGAGAGUGGGCCAGAGUCAGCAGAAAUGAGGAGGUCGUUUGUAACUUUGAUGAGGGCAGUUUCGGUGCUGUGGUGGGUGCGGAAUCCUGAUUGAAACUGUUCGUAAAGGUUGUUAUUGUUGAGGUGGGUUUUGAUUUGUGAUGCGAUGACACGUUCGAGGAUUUUUGACAAGAAAGGGAGGUUGGAGAUGGGCCGGAAGUUACUGAUGUCGUCGGGGUUGAGUCCGGGUUUUUUGAGGAUGGGGGUGACAGCAGCCAGUUUGAGUGAUGGGGGAACAGUGGCGGAGUUGAGGGAGGAGUUGAUGAUCUGUGUUAUGAUGGGGGAGAUGACGGGGAGGCAGUGUUUGAUGAGGGAGGAUGGGAUGGGAUCCAGGAUACAGGUGGAUGAAGACAUGGAGCAGAUGAUAUUAGUCACGUCGGUUGAGGAGACAGGUGAGAAGCAGGAGAGUGCUGAUGGGAUGUGGGGAGGAGGGGAGGAGCGGGGAAUGGAGGGUGGGGGAAGGGAGUUAUAGAUUGCAUUGAUUUUGGGUUGAAAAGAGGAGAGGAAUGUGUUGCAUUUUUCCGGGGUGAAGGUGAUGGAGGUACUGUCUAUGGGUUGGAGCAGUUUUUUGACGGUGGAGAAAAGAGCCUUUUGGUUACUGGAGCCGGAGUGGAUGAGGUUGGAGUAAUAGGAUGAGCGGGCGGAUUUGAGGGCUGUUCUGUAUAGGUGGAGGUGGUCGGUGUAGGCUUGGAGAUGGACGGUGAGGCUGGUUUUGCGGUAUAGGCGUUCCAGUUGGCGUUUAUGGGAUUUCAUUUUGUGUAGUUCUGAAGUAUACCAGGGGGCAGAGUGUCUGAAUGAAACUGUUUUUGUUUUGAGAGGUGCGAGCUGGUCCAGGCAGGAGGAUAGAGUGUUAUUGUAGUAGUUGAGUAGGUCAGGAAGUUUAGCAGAUGGUGAGGGAGGGGAUGCAGUGAGGGUGGCAGAUAGGGAAGCGGAUAGGUCCUGUGGUGAGAUGGAUUUGAGGUUUCUGAAGGUAAUUUGUCGUUUUUCACUGUGAGGCAGAGGGGGGGGGUCGACGUUGAAAGUGACAGCCAGGUGAUCAGAGAUAUAGAGGUUGGUGGUGGAGAGAUGGUGGAUGGAGAUGCCGGUGGAGCAGACGAGGUCGAGGGUGUGGCCAUGGGAGUGGGUGGGGGAGUGCACAUGCUGGGUGAGAUUGAGGGUGUCGAGCAGAUCCAGGAAAUCGGAUGCUUGUUUGAUAAAAAUGAUAAAAAUGGGUAUGAAAUUUUGGUGGCAGGUCCCCUUUAAUGCAGUGCUGGGUGAAAACCUGAAAACCACAGCCAUCCAGUGUUGGUUCCCAGUCUUGUCCCUUUCAGAUGGAUAUUUCUGCCAAUUCUCUGAUUUUGUUAUAUGUACCAAACACAAAGUCUCCAGUGCUUUGCAGUUGAAUAACUGAAUAACUUCCCAUCUUUCCUUCCAAGAGACUCAACCUCUAUGAAUGUCCUUUUUUUAACCCAGUCAUGUUACUAACCUGUUAAAAAUUAACCUGUUUAGUUGGGAUGUUCGUGGAGCUGUUUUGUUUAUUCAUUUUUGGCAUUAUCAAACAUUUCCACUGUUACGUUUUGCCCCUCACUGAAACAUGUUGCUUUAUUGAAAUUGUUUUUACCUGCACUAUCCAAAGCAUUUUAAUUUUGAUAGAAUUAAAGUUAUAAGACAUUGCAACUGUUUUACUUUCUUGUUGUGGAUGUGGUGGUGGUCAGAACUGACACUUGAACAAAGGGUUAAACCUUGACAUGAUGUUUUUAAUGACACCUUUUUUAAUUGACAGGUCUCAUGGGAAUACUAUUGAUCAUAAAUAAGAGCAUUUCAGGAUGUUUACUUGUUUAAAGAGUUACUAAACAGCAAUCUGAUACAUUGUUUAUUUUUUUAAGACUUGCAAACUGUAAACAGUUUUCUUCCCUUUGGCACUUAAAUAUUUGUCAGAAGUUUUGCUAAAACUGGUCAUAAGAUUGGUCAUAAGAUUGAGGUGCCCAUGCACCUCAUUCAGAUGACCUGGAAAUGCUUGAAAAUCAUCAUAACAUUCGACCUGAGCCUUGUGUAUUUGCUUAAUCCUGUUAAUCUGGUUGAUAGUGCUGCAGGAAGGGGCCCUGCAGGGCUGUGGGAGACCCUGAUUGGCUGUGAUGUCAUCUGUUUCUGCUGCUUAACUGCCUGCUUUGCCUUUAAGUGCUUUCCAGUAUGUUUGGAGAUCAAAAGCCACACUCGCCAGAGCAGCUUUAAUCACCUCCUCUGCUAGCGGCAGGUGUGUGAGCGAGCAAGCGAGUGUGUGUGUGUGUGUGUGUGUGUGUGUGUGUGUGUGUGUGUGUGUGUGUGGUAUUGGUUGUGUGCUGCAGAUAUGCAAAGGGUUGCUGGCAUUUCCAAAGAUAGCCAGGCUGACAUUUCUAUUGACUUUGAUGUUGAUAAUCCCCCACAAAUUCCCCAAAGCUAGCUGAUAUUCUGUGUGUGUGUGUGUGUGUGUGUGUGUGUGUGUGUGUGUGUGUGUGUGUGUGUGUGUGUGUGUGUGUGUGUGGAUGCAUGUUAGUUUACUCAGGUAGUUGGGUCAGAAUCAACGUUAUCACUGUUUACCUAUGAAAAUGUUCCAGAUUGAAGGGUCAACAGGUUAUUUCACAUGUAUUUUUAAGAUUCGUGAUCCAGGCCAACGUUAAUAUUUUUUCACUGCUUUGAUCUUCCUGAUUCCCUCACAGAGAAAUCACAUUUAAAGGCCAUGACUUCACUGUUUAAAGGGUACCUUCAUGCAUUUACAGCCAUGUGUGGUAGCUCAGAGAUGAAAAACUCUCAUUAGGAUGUGUUUAUUAAAAACUGCCAAAGAAUACAGAUAAUAGUAAAGACGUUUUUUUUUUUAAGUCACAUUGAGCAUUUCAUGUACUUAAAUCUGUCAAUAUCACCAAGAUUGAAUCACAAAUAAGUGUCAUCAGGGCACAAUUUGGGUGGAGUUAGUGGGACCUUAGGUGAGUGCAAAUUAACCACUGAAAUCAAUGUUUGGUGUCAAAUUUGCAGAUAUUUGAUUAAAAAUUCUGAGUCGCUAAUCAGUCAGUCAAUCAAUCAAUUAAUCUUAUUAACAUAGCACCAAGUCACAUCAAAUGUUAUCUCAGGAUGCUUAAUAAAAAGAGAGCUGGUCUACAUCAGACUCAUAAUAUUUUCAAAGAGCCAACAUGAAGAUGAGAAAAAACUGAGUCUGAACUUGGAAGAGAGAGAUGGACAGAGGACAGACUGAUCUUUUUUUUAAAAAAAAUAAGGUUUUCUUAUCUUUUCAAAAUAAACAAUACAUAACAGGAGAUUUCAUCUUGCAUCUGCUCCACUCCAUUGAUUGUUCGUAUCAACCUGAAACAUCAAGACAGAGAGUCCAUUAAAGCAGAAGUUCAACAUUUCUGACCACACUACACCACAUAUCAUCUACAUGUUAGCUUGCUUCCUUUGAGGCAAUGAACUUUAUGCUACUAACGUUGGCUAACCAUUAGCUUGUUCAUUUACCAAUCGAUUCCUGAAGUCAGAAGCUAGUACACAUCAGUGCUUUACAAAAAUACAUCUUAACAACAAAUGAGGGUCUUUAUAAUAAUAUCACGUUGUCUAUAUGGUAAAGCAAUAGUGGAAAUAUAACAAACCUUGCUUUGUACGUCUCCUCACUUUAGCAGUUGUGGCAUCAAUCUGGUGAGUGGGUGGUGCUUGGUUUCAAUUGCCUGAAUGUCUACCCAAUGUGUCAGGUGGUCCACAAUAAACCAACAAAACUGUAAAGAAAUUACAACCAAACAGCUAAUAACUCUUUAUUUAUUUAUUGCUGUGAAAAAAAAAAGAAGUUUUUAAACAGUUUUUAAAAAGGAACGUGUCUACAAUAGACUGAGCGUUUUUAACUUAACACACAGUUAUAAGUUUAACCUUCGAACUUUUGGCUAAACCUCAUUAAUGUCCUGAUAUUCCUAAUAUUGUGUUUGGAGUCCAGUGGGGGUUGAAGCUCAUGAAGCUUUCAGAGGUACAAUAACACAGAAUGAAAUAGAGCUAUCAGAGCUCAUCACCCCUCCCUCUGUAACCCACACUGAAAAGGAAGCUUGACUGACCUCUGAACCCAGCUCACUCAUCCCCAUCCACAGACCAGUAACAGACUACAGAGCCUCCGGAGACUUAAACCACCCAAGGCUACCAGCUACAACAAAAUCAUCUCCCAAAACCUCUGCAGCAGCCCUCUCAUCCUCCACAGCCCCGACCAUAUUCCCCACCGCAGCCCCCACCAUGCAGCCCCUGGCAUGCACUGCCCCCACUAUGGACCUCCUCCACAGCCCCAACACUGUGCCUUUUGCAGCACCCAUCAUGGACCUCCUUUACAUGCCCCACCAUGCAUUGCUACAGCCCCCACCAUGCAUUGCUACAGCUCCCACAAUACACCUCCUGUAAAGCCCCAACCAUGCACCUCCUCCGCAGCUCCCACCAUGCACCUCCUACAGAGACUCCACCAUGCACCUCCUACAGAGACUCCACCAUGCACCUCCACUGCAGCCCCUACCAUGUAGCCCCCGGCAUGCACCUCCUCCACAGCCCCCACUAUGGACCUAACCCAUAUUCCGAACUAUGUGCCCUCUGCAGCUCCUACCAUGCAUCUCCUUCACAGCCUCCACCACGAACCUCCUUCCCAGCCCCCAUAAUACACCUCCUGCAAAGCCCUCACCAUACACCUUCUCCACAGUCCCCACAUGCACCUCCUCUGCAGCCCCCACAAUACAUCUCUUCUACAGUCCUGACCACUAACCUCCUCCACAGCCCCCUACACCUCCCAGAUCCCGAGAGGAACCAGCCAGAAUGAAUAACUUUGUUUGAAGUUGACCCCAAACUGCCCUCUCCCUGCCUCAGGUAUCAGAGCACACAGAACUUCUCUUUGGAAAUAUGAGCCACUUGCCUAAAAUAUAAAUCAAACAAACACACAACCACUCCCAAACACAAGUCCUUCAAAAUUGGCACAAUUUUCUAAGUUAGGUGAAAAAAAGACAGAGUCAAAAGUUUCAGUAACGUGUUUGGCAUAUUAUGUGGAAUAAGUAGCGAGAGCUCAGUGACACUAAGUGAAGCUUCACUCUAUAACGAUACAACAUCAAGCAGCACCUCGCUGUGGAAAAAUGAAGCCAACAUGAAGUGCAGAAAACUGCAGAUCCUCUUUACACUUAAAGUUAUCUGCAAAAUAUUGACAUGCCCAUUUAUUUCUGCAGGGAUCAAAAAACAAAGAGAGCACUGGAUGUCUGCCAUUGGGCAGUGCACAGAAAGUUGUGAUAAUGAAGAUCUGCCUUUCUCACUUUUGUAGCUCCUUACUAUUUUUCUCUCUUUGUUGUUCUGUGAUCAUAAAGUCAAACCUGAUGACAUGUAAGUUAACAGCAUCUAUAAAGUUAUGAGUAAUGUGCUGAUCCACCCUUCUAUGGCCUUCCCUCAAUUUGACUAACCUAUUUUCAGGUUUCCCAAUAAUAUCCUGAUAAUAUCAUUAUUGUGAUGUCAGGGCAGCAAUAUUUGAAAAUGAAAAUCUGACACUGUGACACCGCGAGUUUAAACCCCUGAUACAACAUAAUAGUUCAUUUAAAUACAUUAAGGCAUACAUAGUAAAUAGGAGGUUGGAAAAAUUUCCCCCAAUUCCCUAUAUUCUGGUGAAUUUACAUGCUGUAGCAAUUGAAAAAAAAAAUAGUAAUAAAAUAACAGAAAAUAAUAAUAACAACUAGUGCCCCAUGGGACACAAAUGGGCCUGAGCAGCGGCGCUACGCUACCUCUGUAAACUACUUCCCCAGCGCAUGUUGAUAUUUUGAAGGGGACACCAUGGAGCCAUUUUUGGUGUGAUCUCCAUUUUGACAUUUAAAACUUUUGCUUUCGUCUUGGGGUUCAACAUAAAUGUCAUUGAUUCCAUAGGUUUGGGUCACACACAGGAGUGAGGCUUACAUUUUUUUCGUUUCAUUUAUUGUUCUUAGGGUCCAACAAAGGUGUGCUAUAGGUGUGCUUCAUUCCAUAGGUUUGGGUCACACACAGCAGUGAGGCUUACAUUUUGAAAUUUUUUAGGGGGCGCUAUUUAGCCAUUUUUGGUUGGAUCUUCAUUUUGACAUUGGAGCCCUCAAGAGGACGGCCCUCCUGAUCUGUGUACCAGAUGUCAUGUGGCUGUGGCAUAUAUAUAACCAAUAUCCCAGAUUGCUAUUUUUUGAAGACAUUUCAUGGCGCCACCUAGGUGCAAUUUCACAAUACAAGUUGUUGAUUUUCUAGCCUAUCUGGUACCCCAUCAGGUGUGUCCUGAACAAAUCUCAGCAGCAUUCAAUCAAAAAAAGGAGUUACAAACCAUUCACCGAGCAAUGCAUUCUCCUCUGCCACCAGGUGGCGCUAGAACAUACAGAUUAAAGAUUUGUGUCCAGUGUCUGCCGCUGGACCCUUAUAAAAUGAUUAAAAUCUUGUGGAAGUGGAACCAGUGUGGUAGUUACACAGAAAACUCCCUGAGCACGAAAACUCUAGGGUGGCUAGAGAACCUUUUCCUUUUCAUAUAUAUAGGGGCACAGCAAAAUAUUCACAUUUGAGCCGGGCCUGUCCCACCUGCCAAAUUUCAGGAAUUUUUGAACACGUCAAGGGGGUGAAAAAGUUGAAAAAAAAAAAGGUUAUAUUAACAACAAUAAUAAUAAUAAAUAAUUCCUGCAAUUUCAAUAGGGCUCUUGCCCGCUACUUGCGGUCCAACAUAAAUGUCAUUGAUUUCAUGGGUUUGGGUCACACACAGGGGCAGGGCUUACAUUUUGAAAUUUUGAAGGGGGCGCUAAGGAGCCAUUUUGUGUUGGAUCUCCAUUUUGACAUUGUAGCCCUUAUUGUUUAUCUUGGGGUCCAACAUAAGUAUCCUUGAUUCUAUAGGUUUGGGUCACACACAGAAGAAAGGCUUACAUUUUGCAAUUUUGUAGGGGGCGCAAUGGAGCCAUUUUCCGUUGGAUCUCCAUUUUGACAUUGGAGCCCUCAAGAGGACACCGCUCCUAAUCUGUGUACCAAAUUUCAUGUGGCUGUGCACAUAUAUAGCAGUAUCCCAGAUUGCUAUCUUUUGGAGACAUUUCAUAGUGCUACCUAGGUGCAGUUUAAUGAAAGAAGUUGUUGAUUUUCUAGCCCAUCUGGUACCCCAUCAGGUGUGUCCUGAACAAUUUCAGCGGCCCGAAUUUUCUGACUGUAAACAAAGCCAUUCUCCACCUUCCCAAACCUGAUUGGGAGUAGACACUGCUCCUUAGUGCUGAUUGGUUGUGAGGCAGACGCUGCUCCUAAAGUUGUAUUGUUAAUGAACAUUUCGUUCAAAAGAACAGAACUGCUGAGUGAACGAAGUGAAAUGAAUCUCUCCGAGACCUGAUUCGUUCCUUUUUCAGUUCAGUUGAGCUCAGCCGCAAGUCUGGCAUGCCGGUCAGGAGUGGAACUACUGCCUUUGACUCUUUGGCGAACAACACACAGCCAGCCAGCCAGCGGGCGGGCGGGCGGAGUCUCGUGAUUCACUCACAGCGAAUGAACUAUAUGUACCAGUCAGUGAGUGAAACAAUCUGUGAAUGUCAUGUUUCAGUAUGUGAAUAAAACAGUCUGUGAACGACCUGUAUCAGUAAGUGAAUGAAACAAACUACUUCCAAAUGACUUCAUGCAGAAGGUUGGGGGAGGGGAUGCAGUGUCGUUCAAUUACUGUUGAACACCGGUUUAUUCACUGAGGCUAAGAUAAAACAGUGUAUUAUAUUGCCUUUACAUUAUUACAUGUGUAUAAACUUUCCUGCAAGACGGAUUUAAUUUCAGCCAAUUUAAAGCAAUAUGCUAUUUGUUAUCUUAAAACGUAGCAGAAUCCCCAAUACAGCUGCAAUGUUUAAUUUUAAUCUCUCCACUUUUCUGCUAUAUAAGACUGACGACUUGCGCUUGUUUAGCGGCCGUGCUCCUUGCUGCUGUGUUGUUUUCGCCGACAGCCAUACACAGAGAGGUGAGUUUUUCAGAGCGGGGGAGGGAUUCUUCCUUCAGGACUUGGGAAAUGAACGACAUGUGUCACCCAGUGAACGAUGCUGUGACUUCAGCAGUAGGGGAGGGGAAGGGCUCGUUCAAUGAACGAACUCACGGCUGUGUUACUCAUAUGUGUACUGCACCGGCAGCAUCGGGCUUCAAAUCACUGACUGAUUCAGUGAACAAAUCUUUUGAAUAAAUUCUUUUAAUAAAUCAAUCAAUCAAUCAAAUUUUAUUUAUAUAUCGCCAAUUCACAACAGUCGUCAUCUCAAGACGCUUUUCAAGGAACAAGAGCAGGUCUAGACCACGCUCAUUGUUUGAUGAUCAAGAACCAACCUAAGAUGGGUUUUGGCCCAUCUCAACUAACAUGCGUAGCAGUGGCAAGGAAAAACUUCCUUUUAACAGGCAGAAACCUUGGGCAGGACCC
Xyrichtys novacula (pearly razorfish) is the source of this 9274-nucleotide messenger RNA. Lineage: Eukaryota; Metazoa; Chordata; Actinopteri; Labriformes; Labridae. The record is from the annotation of a GenBank genome assembly.